Entamoeba invadens IP1 is the source of this 303-nucleotide messenger RNA. RefSeq lists its product as hypothetical. The record is from RefSeq and is a predicted model, not a curated record. The transcript has a single exon. Bases 1 to 303 code for a protein of 100 amino acids. NCBI's taxonomy places the organism in Eukaryota, Evosea, Mastigamoebida, Endamoebidae.
AUGAAAAUGAUUUUAUUAGUUUUUGUUCUUUUCUUUGUAGGAUUACAAGCUGUCGACUACGACGACGAAUAUGCUGAUGAUGAAUUUUUAGAGUUGGACGAAAAUUUUGACGAGGACUACGCAGACUACGAUGAAGAAGAGGACUUUGAUGAAGACGAUGAAUAUGAGGAUGACGAAGAUGACGCCGACGACUUUGAACUUGAAGAAGACGGGGAAGAUGAUAUGGAAGCGUUUGAUGAGGAGAUGGACGACGACGAGGACUUAUUGGAUGAGGACGACGAUUGUCCAUGUAACAAGUAUUGA